This is a messenger RNA of Nematocida minor, 804 nucleotides long. RefSeq lists its product as uncharacterized. Gene Ontology annotation, cellular component: cytoplasm; mitochondrion. The transcript has a single exon. Lineage: Eukaryota; Fungi; Microsporidia. The record is from RefSeq and is a predicted model, not a curated record. The coding region runs from base 1 to 804 and encodes 267 amino acids.
AUGGCAUUCAUUCAGAAACUGGCGGAUGCAAUAGAAAAAGAGUAUCCAAAAGAAAGAGCAGACAGCUCGUGGGACAACACGGGAAUACUCCUAGAGUUUGAUAACACAGAGGAAACAGUUCUUCUAUGCAUAGAUCUAACAGAAGAAGUGGUCGAAGAAGCUCUGAGAAAAAACAUAAAAACAGUUCUAGCCUACCAUCCCCCCAUAUUCUCAGCUAUAAAAAGAAUAACACAAAAUAACAAAAUACUGCACAAGUGCAUAAACAACAAGAUAUCGAUAUACUCGCCACACACCGCCUUCGAUGGGGGAAUGAACGGGAUAAAUCACUGGCUAAGCACGCUCAUCCCAGAAGCAGAGCACGCCUCUAGCUCAGGGAUGGUGCAGAUAUACAAGAACAAAAUAGAAAUAAAAAGGAUUCUAGCAGCUCUGGAUGAGCACUUAUCUCUUAAGACGAUAAGAUACUCUCUGGGAACAGGGCACACGCUAGACACAGCUCCAGAUACGCUGGCAAUAGGCGCAGGAGCCAGCAGCAGAGUCAUAAAAAGACUGAUACCAGAUGCAGAAGCGGCAGGCCAAAGCCAAAAUAGCUUGGGAAUUUCAUUGGUCAUCACAGGAGAAGCAUCGCACCACGAUCUUUUGUACUUUAAAAAGUCAGGCGUAUCUGCAAUAGUCCUGGAGCACUCGAGAAGCGAGAGAGGAUUCCUUAAGAAAAUAGAAGAGUACCUGAAAGAGCAGCUGCCCAGUACAGAGAUAGCUAUAUCAGAAGAAGACAGAGACCCCGUCAGAUUCUACCCAGAUGAAUAA